Lathyrus oleraceus (garden pea) is the source of this 1264-nucleotide messenger RNA. RefSeq lists its product as uncharacterized. Bases 146 to 1036 code for a protein of 296 amino acids. The transcript has 6 exons. The record is from RefSeq and is a predicted model, not a curated record. NCBI's taxonomy places the organism in Eukaryota, Viridiplantae, Streptophyta, Magnoliopsida, Fabales, Fabaceae.
AAAAUAUAUUUCAACUAAAAAAAUUCUUUUAAAUAUUUUCUAGAGACCAAACUGACCUAAUUAUCAAUUUGGUCCUUCCUGUGCGUAUGCGCUAUUCCAAUUUUGUGUUAAUAGAGAACGAUAAGCAGACAUCAAAAGGAACAUAAUGGGCGAAGCAUUGUUCGAUCUCGAACAACUUCUCAUUUCCAAAAGGGAAAAAUUGACACCUCAGGAGGAAGGUAUUCUUCUAUCAUGCAAAGGUAAAGCUGUGAGGAAUUUCACUGCAAGUUCACUUCUGGGAGGGGCUGUUGUAUGGGCAGCAACCGGGAAACUCGGGAAAGCAUUUCGAGUAAACCUUUCAGCAGGAGCUGGGGCUUUCUGUGGACUGUGGAUAUUUAGUAGAUCCUUGUUUUCUUGUGCAGACCAUAUUCUUACACUGGAUGGCAGUAUAUUACAGAAGGAGUUAGCAAAUAUAAUGGUGACGAAGUACCAGAAUGAUCCUUCGCUAAUGAAGCUUAUAUCUAAGCAUUUUUAUUCGGAAAGGAUUUAUGAUGAUUCUACCUCUAAUACUCCUAAAUUACGAUGGCGAUACCGUAAUUUUUUUAGUGAUAAUGCAAUCGAUGGAAAGAGGACACAGGAUCAUGGCUCAUAUAAUACAUCCCAAGGCGACUCUCACAAUGAUUCCUAUGAUGAAUCCCAAGGGUAUUCUGAUUCCCUUAAAAAAUCCCAAGACAAGUCUGAAAAUAUUGCUGACAGCAAAAGAACAACUCAUGGGACCAAGCAAAUUUCCCAAGGCAAGUCUGAGAAUAUUACUGACAGCCAAAGGACAGCUCGUGGGACCAAGCAGGUUUUUAUAAAUCCUGGUUCUGAUAUCAUGUCAGAGGUAGACCCUCUUGAUUGUCUUUUUGGUGGUGUUCCAGUAGAGGAGGUUCUUCAUCCUAAUACCACAAACAAACCAUCAGCGACUCAUCAUCGAAGCCAUAGAAGAUAUCACCGUAGGCGUCGAAUGCGUGAUCCUGACGACCUUUCAAAUUCAGUGCACGCAGCAGCUGUUUGAUCCGAAGGGCUUAUGUAAAAUUUGUGCUUUUGUUUAUUCAGAUCUCAUCAGUCUCUGCUAACGGUAUUACCGAAACUGGAAGAGGGUUCCUAGUACCUUAAUAAUAUGAUAUUUGAAGUUGGGUCUAUUUUAAACAAUAUUUGAAGAUAUGAUUCAGAUUAUUGUUAACAUGACUUUGUUUGAGUGCUUUUCAUGAGCCAGAAAUUGUAUGUAUCAGCGUUUACUUUC